Pectinophora gossypiella (pink bollworm) is the source of this 2387-nucleotide messenger RNA. It is a transcript of the gene Cdk4, whose product is annotated as cyclin-dependent kinase 6. The record is from RefSeq and is a predicted model, not a curated record. Gene Ontology annotation, molecular function: cyclin-dependent protein serine/threonine kinase activity; cyclin binding; ATP binding. Gene Ontology annotation, cellular component: nucleus; cyclin-dependent protein kinase holoenzyme complex; cytoplasm. Gene Ontology annotation, biological process: protein phosphorylation; G1/S transition of mitotic cell cycle; regulation of gene expression. Lineage: Eukaryota; Metazoa; Arthropoda; Insecta; Lepidoptera; Gelechiidae. The transcript is spliced from 7 exons. Bases 266 to 1255 code for a protein of 329 amino acids.
GUGAAACGACAGGUGUUUAGCGCCCUCUCCUCGCGUCCCACCACCCCUCAAACUCCCUCAAAAGUUAACGAUAGGCCAAACAACUUUUAGCUAUCAAAGUUUGUUUAUACGCAUUUUUUAUUAUAAAAAUACGUACAAUUUCUUAAGACUAUGGUGUAAAAACUGAAAUUUGUAACGAUUAAGCGUGAUUGUGUUGUAUUUUGCUGUGUAAAUAUUGGAUUGUGAAUAUUUGUACUGAAAACCUGUGAUAAAAAGACGCUUAAAAAUGUCCGGUUCUAGUUCUUCAUCAAAUGUUUCGAGUCAAAAUACGCCGAAUAUGGCAUCAAUAAACGAUGUCAGUGCUUUAUUCCAGACAGCUAAGAAGUAUGAAGAGCUUAACGUCAUUGGCACAGGAGCCUACGGCACUGUCUACAAAGCCAGAGACCUCCACAAUGGUGGUCAGAUCGUAGCAAUGAAGAAAGUGAAGGUGGCCCUCACAGAGGACGGGAUCCCUCUCUCCACUCUGAGGGAGAUUGCCCUCCUCAGGCAGCUGGAGGCCUACCGGCAUCCUAAUAUUGUUCGGCUCCUAGACGUCUGCCACGGUGGUCAGUCCGUAGACCGAGAUCAGCAGCUGGUGCUAUUCCUGGUCUUUGAACAUGUGGAGCAGGACCUGGACUCCUAUUUGAAGAGAGCUCCCGGACCAUUGUCAGAGAACCGGAUCAGAAGCAUGUCAUACGACAUAUUAUCCGGCGUGGACUUCCUCCACUCACACCGCAUCGUCCACCGUGACCUGAAGCCCCACAACUUGCUGGUGACGAGCGCGGGCCGCGUCAAACUGGCGGACUUCGGGCUGGCCAAGACUUACGACGCCGACAUGAAGCUUACCAGCGUGGUGGUCACCCUCUGGUACCGUCCCCCGGAGGUGCUUUUAGGAGUCUCGUACAACACAGCGGUGGACGUGUGGUCAUCGGGCUGUGUGCUGGCUCAGCUGCACACCAGGGCACCCCUACUGCCUGGGACUUCUGACUCGCACCAACUGCAUUGCAUAUUCAGAUUGCUGGGCCGCCCAGCUAGACAAGAGUGGCCCCAGAAUGUUUCAAUACUCGUGGACAGCUUCCCUGAGUACCCGCCCAGAGACCUGGCCGACGUACUGCCCAGAGUCAACCCACACGCGCUCGACCUCAUCAAGCGCAUGUUAGUAUUCGAUCCCGCCAAGAGACUGACCGCACUAGAUUGCCUCGACCACCCGUACUUCACUGAGGAACCGUUGACGUAAGCAAUUAUACUAUAACAAUCUCUUUGGUUGUCUUAGAGCUCAAUGCAAACAGAGGCGGUAUGGCGGUCCGGGGCGGAAAUCAGGGGGGUUAAAAAGGCCACAUUGAAGCAUUUCGUCUAUAAAGAAAUACUGUAACUUGACAUUUGCGUAAUGUCAAAAAAUGUCCAAUAGAUGUUUUUAGAUGAAUUGCUUCAAUGUGGACUUUUUAACCCCCCAGGAUGUAUGUUAUUCAGCGCAUGUCGAAUUUAGCGGUGUAAAUCCCGAGCCUUAGAAUUAAAUUGGAAUUACAUAUACACAUACAUAAACUCACGCCUAUUUCCCAUCGGGGUAAGCAGAGACUACGGAAUUCUUUGCUUCCGAGAAGUGUGUCAACCCCGGAACGUUUAGCGUAUCGCCUCUGUGUGUGAGUUGUAGUUAGUAAUACGGUUGCGCCACACAGACCCCAGAAAUCGGAUCAAGCGAGCCGGGUUUCUUAUGAAAGCGAACAAAAUCCCGCAACGGCCCGCUUUUCCAAAUCUGUGUGCAGCAAUCAUUAUACAUGGUAAUGAUAAUAAGAUUCUACUGAGCCGAAAGUGAUAAAAUUUUUAAGGAUUCGAAUAUCGUGAUAAUAAAUUAUGAUGUUUUCGAGUAAGGGUUAUAUUGUUUGAUUGUUUUUUGUCUGUCUGUAUUAGGAAGUAAAUUUAUUAUGUUCAUUUCAUAAAUGGAGCACAGAAUUCGCUGCUCCACUGCUGGUUGGUGGAGUAACCAGACCCUAGUCAACAUCGAAAUGGUUGCUAAAUUGGCACGGGUAUCGAACCUAGGACCUCUGGGUUGGUGGUGAUUAGCCUUACAGGUAAAAAAUAAUAAUAUAAAUCGGCUCAAGUAGAUAAUUCCCACCAGCAUUUUCGUAAUAAUUCUAAGUUAGGUACCUACAUAAAUUGAUAAGUACAUUUUUUGUAUUUCAUUUUUAUUAAAUAAUUAUUUUGUUAAAAUGUUAUUAUUAAUAAGGACAUAAUCAGAAAUAAAUUGCAGUAUUUCAUAAAACAAUAAAAUAAUAAAGUAAUUUAGAAUGAAAAUUUGGAUUUGUUGAUUAUUUUUCAGUUUCAAUUUGUUUUAUUAUAAAAUUAAUUUCCUUAUUGAAUUAAUUAUAAUA